AACCCCCAGUUGAAUUUACUAAACCACUUGAGGAUCAGACUGUUGAAGAGGAGGCCACUGCAAUACUGGAAUGUGAAGUUUCCAGGGAAAAUGCAAAAGUUAAAUGGUUCAAAAAUGGAGAAGAAAUUCACAAAACAAAGAAGUAUGAUAUCAUUUCUGAUGGCAGAGUCAGAAAACUCAUUAUCCAUGGCUGCACACUGGAUGAUGCAAAAACAUAUACCUGUGACGCUAAGGAUUUCAAGACAUCAUGUUUUCUCAAUGUAGAACCAAUUCGUGUUGAAUUCCUGAAACCCCUAACUGACCUUGAAGUUAAAGAAAAACAAUCUGCUCGGUUUGAAUGUGAAAUUUCUCGUCCAGGCGUCAAGGUGAAGUGGUUUAAGGAUGGUAUUGAAAUUAGAAAAGGCAAAAAGUAUGACAUAAUUUCCAAAGGUGCAGAACGCAUUCUUGUUGUCAGUAAAUGUGUCUUCGAUGAUGAAGCUGAAUAUGCCUGUGAAGCAAAAACAGCUCGAACUUCAGGCUUACUUACGGUGAUAGAGGAAGAGGCUGUUUUCACAAAAAAUCUUCCUGAUCUUGAAGUAAAUGAAAAUGACACUGUAAAAUUGAUCUGUGAAGUUUCAAAGCCUAAUGCCGAAGUUGCUUGGUUUAAAGGAGAUGAGGAGGUGCCUGAUGGUGGUAGAUUUGAACACAUUUCUGAUGGCCGAAAGAGAAUUCUUCUCAUACGUAAUGCUCAUCCUGAAGAUGCUGGCAAAUAUACUUGCAAGCUCCCAAGCUCUAGUACAACAGGAAAACUUACUGUACAUGAACUUGCAGCAGAAUUUCUUACCAGACCACAAAAUCUUGAGGUGCUUGAAGGAGACAAAGCUGAAUUUGUCUGUUCAGUAUCCAAAGAAGCAAUUACAGUACAGUGGCUGAGGGGUGACGCAGUCCUGGAGCCUGGUGAUAAGUAUGACAUCAUUUCAGAUGGUAAAAAGAGAACACUUGUGGUUAAAGAUUCUAUACUAGGAGAUGCAGGAAAGUAUACUGUCAUGGUUGGUGAAGCUAAAGCUACAGCACGCUUAACAGUGAUUGAAAAACUCAGGAUUAUAACUCCCCUUAAGGACCAAGAAGUUAAUGAGGGUCAAGAAAUUAUCUUCAACUGUGAAGUCAAUAAAGAAGGUGCCAAGGAGAAGUGGUACAAAAAUGAUGAGCCAAUAUUUGAUAGUGCAAAAUACAUUAUUGUCCAGAAGGAUUUAGUUUACACUCUCAGAAUCAGAGAUGCACAGUUGAAAGAUCAAGCUACCUAUACCGUCUCAAUGACAAACCAGAGAGGUGAACAUGUCAAAAGCUCUGCUGCCUUAACAGUAUUAGAGGAGGAUCUCAGAAUUAUUGAGCCCCUUGAAGACAUUGAGACCAUGGAAAAGAAAACCGUCACAUUCUGGUGCAAAGUCAAUCGCCUUAAUGCAACACUCAAAUGGACAAGGAAUGGUGAAGAGAUUACAUUCAACAAGCGCAUUUUGUACAAAAUUGAUAAGUACAAACACUCACUCAUCAUUAAAGACUGUGGGUUUAUAGAUGAAGGUGAAUACACUGUUACUGCUGGACAGGACAAAUCUGUUGCAGAGCUUCUCAUCACAGAAGCACCAGCAGACUUCAUUGAACAUCUCCGGGACCAGACUGUCACUGAAUUUGACGAUGCUGUCUUUACGUGCCAGCUUUCCAAAGAAAAAGCCAGUGUCAGAUGGUACAGAAAUGGAAGAGAAAUCAAAGAAGGCAAAAAAUACCAGUUCGAAAAGGAUGGAAAUCUGCACAGAUUAAUCAUAAAAGACUGUAGACUAGAUGAUGAGUGUGAAUAUUCCUGUGGAGUGGAUGACAGGAAAUCGAGGGCAAGACUUUUUGUUGAAGAAAUUCCUGUUGAGAUCAUCCGACCACCACAAGAUAUUUACGAAGCUCCUGGUGCAGAUGUCAUCUUCAUGGCUGAGUUGAACAAAGAUGGUGUGGAGGUCAAGUGGCUGAGAAACAACAUGAUUAUCGUCCAAGGUGACAAACAUCAAAUGAUGAGUGAAGGAAAGGUCCACAGGCUGCAGGUGUGCGACAUAAAGCCCCGUGACCAAGGGGAAUACAGAUUUAUUGCCAAAGAUAAGGAAGCUAGAGCUAAGCUUGAAUUAGCUGCUGCACCUAGAAUCAAGACUGCUGAUCAAAACCUUGUGGUUGAUGUUGGGAAGCCUUUAACUAUGACUGUUCCAUAUGAUGCCUACCCAAGAGCAGAAGCUGAAUGGCUGAAAGGGGAGGAAAGUCUGCCCACAACAACUGUUGAUACAACAACUGACUGCACUACCUUCAAAAUUUAUGAAGCAAAGAAAUCAGAUAAGGGAAGGUACAAGGUUAUACUUCGAAACAAACAUGGCCAGGCAGAAGCAUUCAUCAAUGUAGAUGUCAUUGAUGUUCCGGGUCCAGUCAGAAACUUAGAAGUCACUGAAACUUAUGAUGGUGAAGUUGGUCUUGCCUGGCAAGAACCAGAAAGUGAUGGUGGAAGUAAAAUAAUAGGCUACGUCGUUGAAAGACGUGAUAUCAAGCGCAAGACCUGGAUUAUGGUCACUGAUCGUGCUGAAAAUUGUGAAUACAGUGUUACUGGGCUUCAAAAAGGAGGAGUUGAGUACCUCUUCCGUGUUAGUGCACGGAACAGAGUGGGCACUGGUGAGCCAGUGGAAACAGACACCCCUGUGGAAGCUAAAAGCAAAUUUGAAGUUCCUGGUCCUCCUCAAAAUGUCGAAGUUACCGAUGUGAACAGGUUUGGAGCUACACUUACCUGGGAACCACCUGAGUAUGAUGGAGGAACUCCAAUUACUGGCUACGUUAUUGAACUGCGUAACAGAGCUUCCAUCAAAUGGGAACCAACUAUGACCACUGGAGCUGAUGAACUGUCAGCUGUCCUGACUGAUGUUGUGGAAAAUGAAGAAUACUUCUUCAGAGUAAGAGCUCAAAACAUGGUUGGAGUUGGCAAACCAAGUCCUGCUACACGUGCAGUAAAAAUUAUGGACCCAAUCGAGAGACCAAGUCCUCCCAUUAACCUUGAUCAUUCAGAUCAAACUAAGUCAUCGGUGCAGCUCACAUGGGAACCUCCUCUCAAAGAUGGAGGAAGUCCAGUCUUAGGCUAUAUUGUUGAAAGGCAAGAAGAAGGAACAGACAAGUGGAUUCGCUGUAAUCCAAAACUAGUACCUGCUCUUACUUUUAAGGUAACUGGAUUGAAACCAGGAUCCAGUUAUUACUAUAGAGUCUCAGCAGAAAAUGCAGCUGGUGUGUCUGACCCAGCAGAGGCUAUUGGGCCAUUAACUGCAGAUGAUACUUUUGUUGGACCUACAAUGGACCUAAGUGCAUUUAAAGAUGGGCUGGAAGUUAUUGUUCCAGAGCCAAUCAAGAUCCGUGUUCCUAUCACUGGCUACCCUGUGCCAACUGCCACAUGGUCUUUUGGUGACCAAGUCUUAGAAAAGGGUGAUCGUGUAACAAUGAAGACCACUGCCUCCUUUGCAGAACUUGUAAUUACUCCAAGUGAACGUCCAGACAAGGGAAUUUAUUCCUUAACAUUAGAAAACCCUGUGUCAUCUGUUUCAGGAGAAAUUAACGUUAAUGUCAUUGCUCGUCCAAGUGCACCUAGAGAACUUAAAGUUUUAGAUGUAAUCAAGAACACAGUACAGCUGUCAUGGGAACCUCCAGAAGAUGAUGGUGGAAGCCCAGUUACUGGCUAUAUAAUUGAUAAACGUGAAGUAAGCCGUAAAACAUGGAACAAA
Messenger RNA from Tauraco erythrolophus (red-crested turaco), 3764 nucleotides. The record is from RefSeq and is a predicted model, not a curated record. NCBI's taxonomy places the organism in Eukaryota, Metazoa, Chordata, Aves, Musophagiformes, Musophagidae.